Messenger RNA from Ustilaginoidea virens, 828 nucleotides. RefSeq lists its product as uncharacterized. Gene Ontology annotation, biological process: resolution of meiotic recombination intermediates; double-strand break repair via homologous recombination. The record is from RefSeq and is a predicted model, not a curated record. Lineage: Eukaryota; Fungi; Ascomycota; Sordariomycetes; Hypocreales; Clavicipitaceae. The coding region runs from base 1 to 828 and encodes 275 amino acids. The transcript has a single exon. Gene Ontology annotation, cellular component: RecQ family helicase-topoisomerase III complex; nuclear body.
AUGGACCUCGCAACCCAGCUCCGCCACCAGCUCAUCGCCCAGUCGCUCCCGCCGCCCUCCCAGCCCCUCCUGGAGAGCCUCGUCGCAGCUCGGUCGCCGCCUCCGCCCCUGCCCUCGCUCGUCGCCACGGCCAGGACCCGCCUCCUCGCAUGCGACCUCUCCAGCGGCAGCGGCAGCGGCGGCGGCGGCAGCAGCAGCAGCAGCGGCAGCAGCGUCGUCGACCCCUCGCAGCUGUGGCCGUUCCCCCCGGGCAUCGGCGACGUCCAUGUCCAGGAGGCGGCCCUCGGGCGCGACACCCACGUGCAGGUGGUGGACAUUGAGAACCUGAGCCUCAGCCGAUGGGAGCAGAUUGAGGAGCUGGAAGCCAUCGAGCGCGGGGAGACGACGCGGGGCAGACGCGUCAUCCGCGUGGCCGACGACCAGGCCGGCGGGCCGGCGGGCGUGUCCGCGUCGGCGUCGGCGUCGGCGUCGGCGUCCCAGAACGCGACGCAUCGCCUGGUGCUGCAGGACUGCAAGGGCGCGAGUCUGUAUGCGCUCGAGGCGGAGCGGAUACCGGCCGUCGGGGUGGGCAGCAUCAGCAUCGGGUGCAAGAUGCGCCUGCGGGCGGGCACCCCCGUCGCCCGGGGCACGCUGCUGCUCACUCCGGAGAACUGCCUCUUGCUGGGAGGCAAGGUGGACGCUUGGCACGACGCCUGGGUGGCGGGGAGGAUGGCACGGCUGAAGGAGGCUGUUGGUGCUGCUGGGCCGGGAAGCCAGGGGCCGGGAAACCAUGGGCCGGGAAACCAUGGGCCGGGAAACCAUGGGCCGGGAAACCAUGGGCCGAGCUGA